This is a messenger RNA of Gracilinanus agilis (Agile Gracile Mouse Opossum), 636 nucleotides long. It is a transcript of the gene CCDC182, whose product is annotated as coiled-coil domain containing 182. NCBI's taxonomy places the organism in Eukaryota, Metazoa, Chordata, Mammalia, Didelphimorphia, Didelphidae. The record is from RefSeq and is a predicted model, not a curated record. The transcript has 2 exons. Bases 1 to 636 code for a protein of 211 amino acids.
AUGGAUUCUUUACACCAGCCAGAUUCCAUGUACAAGUGCAUGUCUUGUCCCAAGUCACAGGCAGUUGGUGAUGAAAACAAUGAGAACUCUUUCAGCAAGUCCAACUCUGGGUCCUCCAAGUCUGUUUCUUGGCCAGCCAUUAACUCUGGUCUAGUUGGUGACGAAAACAACAUGGAUCCCUUCUUUCAGACAGGCCCCCUUUAUGUAAAGGUGAAUACCUUACAAGGGAAAAAAAUGGUUGAGAGCGGUCUGCAGUCAGGAGACUUUUCCCUGCCAGACGCAAUGUCCCUGUGUGCCCCCCAGCAAUCCGAUCUGGAAAGCCUGCUGCAAAAAGUGACAGGGGUUCAGAGGGACCUAGAGGACUUCAAACAGGAGACCCUGCAGGCCAUUCGCCGACUCGAGGAUGCCUACUGUGAGAUGAGCAGAGCUCUGGCCCAGCAGGAAGAACAGACUGGCAGGGUCAAACAGCGGCUGCGGGAGGAGGAGGACAGGGGCAUCGUACGGAAUAAGGUCCUCACCUUCCUGCUCCCCAGGGAGAAGCAGCUGCGGGAGCACUGCAGAUGGCUAGAGCAUAUGUUGACCAAGUCUGGGGGCCAUGAGGGACACAGAUCCGCCAAGAAGAUUCCAGGGAAUUGA